This is a messenger RNA of Engraulis encrasicolus (European anchovy), 3327 nucleotides long. RefSeq names its product protein kinase C eta type-like. Gene Ontology annotation, molecular function: ATP binding; diacylglycerol-dependent serine/threonine kinase activity. The transcript is spliced from 14 exons. Gene Ontology annotation, cellular component: nucleus; cytoplasm. The record is from RefSeq and is a predicted model, not a curated record. Gene Ontology annotation, biological process: protein phosphorylation. Bases 386 to 2446 code for a protein of 686 amino acids. NCBI's taxonomy places the organism in Eukaryota, Metazoa, Chordata, Actinopteri, Clupeiformes, Engraulidae.
CUUUUUCUCGUCUUGUAGACUGCUCUAGCGUCUGUUCCGCAAAACGGUUACUUUGCGCGGAGCGCAUACAACUUUACAUAGGAAGUAUCACUUGAAAGGAGUUCCACUCCAGUGAGCGACCUUAUGCGAGACAGUGAAGAACAGAGGGCUCUCUAUACAGGCUCGUGCAGUGAAGCGGCGGAACACCUGCUGACAUAAAGUGGGGACCGAUGAUGAGUAUUUUUAUUUGCGCCGGUGAAGGUGAGGAAACAUCUUAUCCCAGAUGAAUGAACGUAUGCCAGUCGACGUUCAAGAAAGGAUGGGACUGUGACAUUUCUUAAUUUCUGGUAAGGACUAUUGAGUGGUGUGUAUUUUCAUAUUCUGAAGCAUCCUUUUUUGAGGAAACAUGAAGUUCAACGGAUACCUUAAGCUGCGAAUUGGGGAAGCGGUGGAUUUGAAGCCCACCAGCACCGCGCGCAGACACACGGUCAUGUUCAACAAGACCACCCAAAGCCUUGACCCUUACAUCGUGGUCAAGGUAGAUGAGUUCAAGGUGGGACAGACGCACACCAAGCAAAAGACCAACGUGCCAACCUACAACGAAGAGUUCGGUCUGAACGUAAGCAACGGUACUCAGAUCGAACUUGCCGUCUUUCACGACACGCCAAUAGGUUACGACGACUUUGUUGCCAACUGUGCUAUCCAGUUUGAGGACCUGGUGAAGACCACGAGCACGGAGGAGACGUUUGAAGGAUGGAUUGACCUGGAGCCUGAGGGCAAGGUUUAUAUUCAGAUUACACUCACCGGCUCCUUUAUAGAUGAUGAAGCUACGAGUAACGUGCGUGUGCGUAAGGAGUUCACGCGUCAGAGGCAGGGCGCGGUGCGCAGGAGAAUCCACCAGGUCAACGGACACAAGUUCAUGUCCACCUUCCUCAAGCAGCCCACAUUCUGCUUCCACUGCCGGGAGUUCAUAUGGGGUGUCUUUGGAAAACAGGGUUACCAGUGCCAAGUGUGUAGCUGUGUGGUCCACAAGAGGUGCCAUCAGCUGGUGGUCAUCGAGUGUCCACGCAUGAAGAAGGCCACCAAGGAACCGACCACCAAUCAAGGCUUCAGCAUCAACGUGCCUCAUAAGUUCAGCAUCCACAACUACAAGGUCCCCACCUUCUGUGACCACUGCGGAUCGCUGCUCUGGGGGCUCGUCAAACAAGGCCUCCACUGCAAAAUGUGUAAGAUGAAUGUGCAUAUCCGCUGUAAGGGUAACGUGGCCCCCAGCUGUGGGGUGAACAGUGUGGAGCUGGCCAAUAAGCUGGCAGAGAUGGGCCUGCAGCCGGGAGACCCGGGCAAGCGCAACUCACUGAGCCAUGGCAGUAGCAUGUACAGCCGUGAGCCCAGUCUGCGGCGGAUGGAGUCCUGCCCAUCCGAGUCCGUGAGCAUGGAGUCACAGAGCCACAGGAGGCUGGGCAUCGGAGACUUCACCUUCCUGCAAGUACUGGGCAAGGGCAGCUUCGGGAAGGUGAUGCUGGCGCGGAUGGGCAGCAGUGAGCGUGUGUUUGCGGUGAAGGUUUUGAAGAAGGACAUUAUCCUGCAAGACGAUGACGUGGAGUGCACCAUGACAGAGAAGAGAGUGCUGUCACUGGCCCGAACACACCCCUACCUCACACAGCUAUACUGCUGCUUCCAAACACCGGACCGCCUGUUCUUCGUGAUGGAGUUUGUGAACGGGGGAGACCUGAUGUUCCACAUCCAGAAGUCGCGGAAGUUUGAGGAGGACCGCGCUCGCUUCUACGCCGCCGAGAUCACCUCUGCACUCAUGUACCUGCACAGCAAAGGCAUCAUUUACAGAGAUCUGAAGCUGGAUAACGUGCUGCUGGACCAGGAUGGCCACUGUAAACUGGCCGACUUUGGCAUGUGCAAGGAGAACAUUUUUGAAGGCAUCACCACCUGCACCUUCUGUGGAACGCCAGACUACAUCGCUCCUGAGAUCCUUCAGGAGAUGAUGUACGGGGCGUCGGUGGACUGGUGGGCACUGGGCGUGCUCCUGUACGAGAUGCUGUCCGGCCACGCCCCCUUUGAGGCGGAGAACGAGGACGAGCUGUUUGAGGCCAUCCUGAAUGAGGAGAUCAUCUACGCCUCCUGGCUGAGCACGCACGCUGUCAACAUACUGACCGAGUUUUUGACAAAGAACCCCACUCGUCGCCUGGGAUGUGUUCCAACAGAUGGAGGGGAACAGGCCAUUGUGAGCCAUGCCUUCUUCGCCGACAUCAACUGGGACAAACUCAACAAACGAGAAAUUGAGCCUCCAUUCAAGCCAAGGAUUAAAACUCCAGAGGAUGUGAAUAACUUCGAUCCGGACUUCACGUCGGAGGAGCCCAUCCUGACGCCUAUUGAGGAUAUCCUUCUGGCCCACUCCAGCCAGGACGAGUUCCGGGACUUCUCCUUCACCUCAGAGGACCUGCUGGCCAUGUAGAGGAGACAGACAGAGAGAGAGAGACAGCAAGAGAGAGAGAGAGAGAAGAGAGGGUUCAACUAGAAUAUCUCAUUUAAUGCCACUCCUCAGCUAACUCAUCACUGUAUGUUGCACAAACUGAAGGAUAUCAACAAAGCAACCAAAAGUCCUCCUCUAGUAGUUAAUGCUUUCUAAACAUCAUCUCCCAAAAAUGUCUUUCCAACAAAGUGUUAAAUUAUUCUUUUUGUCGAGCCAUAAGGUAGUUAUCUCUGUAGCAGUAUGUCUUGGACAGUCAAGCUGGACUAUAUUUCCCUCCUGUUGUUCAGGAGCCACCUGCUAGCCAUGAAUCUUCUAUUAAGCCUUUUUAGCCCUCAAUGCUAAUCAAAUCGAGCCCAGAUAGCUCAUUAAGGCCAAGGCAAAUGGCCAGGCUCCCCGACGACUUCGACUGGAAUGUAAAUCUGUGCUGAAGCAGAGACAGGGACCAGGGGGAUCAUGGGGCUCUUGGUGACACGGGUCUGGCCAGAUAAAGCAAGUAAUGCAAUUCAACCAUGCUGCGAAAACAAGAGAUAGAGAUGCUGACAAGUGACGAAUGACAGUGGACUAAUGCAUGUUCUGAACGUGCAGUACUACUCUCUGGUUGCUUCUGCUUCUGGCAUCGUGCCUCAGUGGUUCUCACACACAGCAGCCAUGGCCAACCCUCUCGGCAGGCCAAGUCAGGUCAGCGUCUAAUUGUGACAGGCAUGCCUGUGAAAUGCAGCGGAAGUCGUGGCGCAAAAAAAUGCCAAGUCAUGAAAAAUGAAGGUGAUCAUAGGCCUCAUCUCUUGCUUAGUUCAAUGUAAAGGAUUUAAUGGAGUUCCCAGGCUGGUGGGAGCAGUGAGGAGGAGAGAGAGGGUGUGAAAUAU